UUUCUUUUGAUGUGUAUGGUAUCUGCGCUGCGACUGCGUGUAAUGUAGAGUUCAUCGGCUUGCCGCAGUCGCCUCAGAAACGCCACAAAAGGUUCCCACCAUAUCUGAGGUGAGCCCGGGAGGCGGCGGCUGCCGGAAGCCAGCCAAGAUGGCUUCCAAGCGGCCAGCCCCGCAGGAAUCUCCCGGCGGUGCCUCCUCGGGCCCUCCGCCAAAGAAGGUUCACUUUGAACCCUUCCGGAUCGGACAGGUCUCUACACUGGAGGAGAUGGACAUGAAGACGCUGCAGUUCCAAAAUCGCAAGCUGGCACAGCGUCUCGAGCAGCGUGUGCGGCAAGAGAACGAGCUGCGGGCACGCGUGGAGCAGCUGGAGAAACGGCAAACAUCCGACGAAGGGGUCCUCACAGUUGUUAACAGGUACUGGAACCAGCUGAAUGAGGACCUGCGGAUCCUGCUGCAGCGCUUCGACUCAGAGGCGUGGGACGAGUCAGAGCAGCGUAAUGAGGCUGAAGCAACCACGUCGUUCUUGGGCAUGCUGCUGCACUGGGACCGCGAGGAACUCGACGAGAAACUCGCCCAACGAGUGCAGGUGUCGACACGUGCCGUUGCCAAGCUGCUGCAGGCCUUCGACCGCCUGGUACAGAGAAACCACAAGGUCAUGCUGGCCCUCCAAGGGGAAGAAACCCCCGGUGCAGAUGGGGAGCCAGUGAUGGACACUGGUCCGGUGCCAGACCUGAAUGAGGCAGUACGGCAAGCCAACAUAGAGCUGCAGACAGAGAACAAAAAUCUCCACGCGCUGGUCACCUCGUUGCACGAGAAGAACCACAAGCUCACCCUCAAGUUGUCGGAGCACCAGGACCAGGUGGACUCGCUGCAGACCAAGAAUGACGAACUGCGCAACCGAGGGGAAGAGCUCGAGUACGAGCUGAGCAAGGUGCGCGCGCGUGAGGAGAAGCUUGACUGUAACCUGGCCGACUGCCUGCAGCGCAUCAAGAGCUUCCAGGUGGACGGCGUCGACGCUUUGCCCUUGGUUGCCUCUGGCGGGGGCUCUGGCGGUGGUGGCGGAGCAGCCUCCCUGCGCUUGGAGGACCUGCAGAGCCAGCUCGAGGAACAGCGGGAGCUGGCAUCGGCACGGCUGCUGGAGCUGGAGCAGCUUCAACAUGACCACAAGGAGGCCCUGAAGACGGUAGAGCGGCUGCGGCUAGAGCUGCGGUCGCUGCCCGAGAGCCUGGUGGUGAGCACGGCCGAGUACAAGUGCCUGCAGAGCCAGUUCUCCGUGCUGUACAACGAGAGCAUGCAACUGAAGACCCAGCUGGACGAGUGUCGCUCCUUGCUGUCGACAGCCAAAAACUCACACCUUCGCCACAUUGAGCAGAUGGAAAGCGAGGAGCUGGUUGUCCAGAAGAAGCUUCGCUCGGAGGUCAUCCGCCUCGAGGACAACAUCGCGCAGAUUCGUCGAGAGUACGAGAAUCUACGCAUUGAGUUUGAGUCGUCGUCGGUGUCCAGCGAGCAGGCUCAGCCGAUCAACCGGGAGAUGCGGCACAUUAUAACGAGCCUGCAGAGCCACAACAGGCAGCUCAAGAGUGAGGUCUCCCGCAGCAAGCGCAAGCUGCGCGAGGCCCAAUCAGAAACGCAGAAGCUGAGGCAGAUGCUGGAGAUGUCUAAUGUGGCUGUGAACUCCGCCACCGUUCCCCCGCCACCGUCAGCAUCAAGCGACAGUGGCUCCACACGUAGCGAUGAUGCGCCCGCGACGCCGCUGUCGUCGGGCUCUAGCACGAGCACGGUGGGGCUGGGAGGCAGUGCUGGCGGCUCCGGGGCCGGCGGUGGCCGCAGCGGGGAAGAGACGGCCAUGUCGCGCCACGAGGAAGACUGCAGGGCCGAAGAAGAGCCGAUCCCCGAGCGGGAGAAAGGCAAGAGCGACGCAGACAUCAUACGCGACCUCAAGGCGCAGCUCAAGAAGUCGCAAGAGGCCCAAAGGGAACUGAAACUUCUACUAGACAUGUACAAGGGGGCGCCGAAGGAGCAGAGGGACAAGGUGCAGCUCAUGGCGGCUGAGAAGAAAGCGCGCGCCGAGGCAGAGGAGCACCGGCAGCAGCUCAAGAAGCUGGUGGAGCACGAGCGUAAGGAGCGCCGCAAGCUGGCCGACGAGGAUGCCAUGAAGAAGAUCCGGGCUCUCGAGGAGACGGUGAACAACCUGCACAAGGGCCUCGCCGCGCAAAAGCAGGAGCACACGCAGGAGGAGGCCCUGCUGAGCGAGAUGGAGGUCACGGGCCAAGCGUUCGAGGACAUGCAGGAGCAGAACCUGCGGCUGUUGCAGCAGCUGCGCGAGAAGGACGAUGCGAACUUCAAGCUCAUGUCAGAGCGCAUCAAGUCCACCCAGGUGCACAAGCUGCUGCAAGAUGAGAAGGUGGCGCUCAUGGAGCAGGCUGCGCGCCUCCAGAGCCAGGUGGAAGCCCAGAACCAGGUGGUGCGCAAACUCGAGGAGAAAGAGCGUCUGCUGCAAAACAGCCUCUCAACCGUCGAAAAAGAGCUGAGCUUGAGGCAACAGGCCGCAGAGGUGCACCGUCGCAAAGCUGUCGAGUCAGCCCAGUCGGCAGCCGACCUCAAGCUGCAUUUGGAGAAGUACCUGGCACAGCUCAGGGACGCCCAGAGCAUAGUGACGGACCGUACAGCAGUGCUGUCGCAAGAGACGUUCAAGACCAAGAGGCUCCAGGAGGAGAUCCUAUCACUACGCCGAAAGGUUGAGCGUGCGAAGAAGUUUGAGCUGGCCACCAACACUGAUGAGGUUCUCAUGGAGGAGGUCAAGGAGUAUAAAGAGCAACUCACCUGUCCCUCCUGCAAGGUUAAACGCAAGGACGCGGUGCUCAUCAAGUGCUUCCACGUCUUCUGCUACGAUUGCCUCAAGACGCGCUACGAGACCCGCCAGCGCAAGUGCCCCAAGUGCAACGCUCCCUUCGGCACAAAUGACUAUCACCGGUUGUACCUCACCUGAGACUGUGCACCCCCCUCCUUCUCCUUCCUCCUCCUCGUCUGACGUUAUUCUCUUCCUCGGGGUUGUCCUCUCAUCGCCACCACCACCACCUCAUCCCUCGCCACUGUCACAGACACAUUGGUUGUUCUUAAUUUUAACUCUUUGGUCUGACUUGUUUCUCAUUGUGUACAAUAAAAGAGCGUAUUGUUUCGUGCA
Messenger RNA from Dermacentor andersoni, 3184 nucleotides. It is a transcript of the gene Bre1, whose product is annotated as E3 ubiquitin-protein ligase Bre1. Gene Ontology annotation, molecular function: metal ion binding; ubiquitin protein ligase activity. NCBI's taxonomy places the organism in Eukaryota, Metazoa, Arthropoda, Arachnida, Ixodida, Ixodidae. Gene Ontology annotation, cellular component: HULC complex; nucleus. The record is from RefSeq and is a predicted model, not a curated record.